Messenger RNA from Pocillopora verrucosa, 2935 nucleotides. RefSeq lists its product as uncharacterized. Lineage: Eukaryota; Metazoa; Cnidaria; Anthozoa; Scleractinia; Pocilloporidae. The record is from RefSeq and is a predicted model, not a curated record.
CGUUUUGUACCCGUUGGAGAGAACACAUCAGCGCUCGAUCACAUCGCAACCUUCCUCGUCCAGGCUGGUCUCUCAAGGCGGCCCUGUCGACUCACUGAUGGCUUCAUUUCAAGAGGACCCCGAAGACUUUGUUGGAUAUCUUCCAAGUAAAGCUCUUAAGUUAGAAGAACCCACAAAUUCAGAGAAAAAUAAUUUUACACAGAGGGACAGUCAAGUCAGGGAAGAACAAUUGCUGGGGGAAACUGAUCACGAAACAAUUCUUAACACCCUUCUUCAAAACCCCAUAGAACUGAACUUAAAAGAGAAGCCUUCAGCCAUAAGGGAAAACAAACUUUUCACCCUAGACAUGAGGGAAAUCCCCAUAUCCUCAGUGGAAGCAGAAGAUAAUGGUGCAUAUAUAUCAAAAGGUAAUGCCAAGAGACUAUUCCAGUACAAUAGCAAAGGUUCCCGCACUGUUCACAAAAAUGAGAACGGAGCAUUUUAUGCAAACGUCAAAACCUCUAAAGGCUACAGAAAGGAGUAUAUCCCUGAAAGUGAAGUUUAUGAACUGACGAGGUAUUACAAGACCAGCAAGUUCAAUCCCCAGUUUUCACGUACAAUUGCCACCGUCAAGGCCAUAACAGAUAAGGAACUCAAACCAUUUUACCUUGUUCUGUACAAAUGGGCAAGAGGAGAAAGUAAAGAAUUCUUUCUUCCGCGCCAUGGGAACGCCAAAAAGCCGACUUCAUCAGCAUAUUUUCGCAAAGACCCUUGCACAUCUACAGCCAUAGAUAACUUGUUGGAUGAGGGUAUGCCUACAGAUACAGUUUAUAAUACCUUGAUCAAUGAAAAGACAACCACCGUCAGCGAGACAAUACCAGGCCCAAAGAUGUUUGAGAAUAGAAAAUACAAGAAUAUGAAGGCCACAUCAACCAAGACCACACUGAAGCGUAAUGAAGCGGAAACACUGAUAACAAGUUUGCACACUCUGCCUCUCAACAGCAGUGUUACCUUCACAAAAGAACAAUAUAUCUCAGUCAACUCGUCUCCCAACAUGCUGAAUGACAUACAUCGAUUCUGCGUUCUUGGAAACAGUAUACUGAGAAUCGAUACCAAUUUUGAGUUGGUCGAUGGCCUAUGGCUAACAGAUACUACAUACACGAACGAGUCCUUAAUCGACCAGAGCAACAAGCAUCCUGAAUUCCCCGGUCCAAGCUUCUGGCAUUUCAAGAAGAGUCGAGAGAGUUAUCGAAGAUUCGCUGGUGAACUCAUCAUUGCUAAACCAGAAUUGUUAGGAAUAAAGAAGAUUGGCCAUGAUCUUGACAAAGCUAUUGCUGGUGGUAUGACUGACAUCUUGAAGGAUGCAGACAAUGUUUGGUGUACGCAGCAUAGUCAGGAACGUGACGCCCUCAAACUUAAAUCCCUUGGCGCAAAUGAAAGAUCAAGGAACAGAAUCAUGACUGACAUCUAUGGGUCCCAGGAUGAUGUCCUACUACACAAUGGCUUGGCAGACACAGAUGACCCAGAGGACUUCCAAAUUAAAUUGGCACGUUUGGAGACUGUCUGGGAGAGCUUGGUGCCGGGGUUCCACCGAUGGUUUACAAAGCAUAGGUCGGAACAAUUCAAGACUUGUCUUGUCCUAUCUGCCCGUCAGAAUCUGGGUAUAACUGGUAGGUUCUACACCAAUGGUUUAGAACUCAAACACCGACUUCAGAAAAAACGUCUUCGAGAAGAUGAGAUUCCAGAGGAGGUCGCCAAUGUCACAUCAAUGCUGGAGAAGUGGACAACGGAAUUCUACCUUGAGGAAGAAAGGGCUGUUUGUGGUUUGGGAAAGUAUAGGCUUUCUCUUGGGUACGAACAGUUUCAAGUCGAUCCAGUGAAGUGGAACAGGUGGAGCCUAGAAAGGCAAGCUCAACACCUAUCAGCAUUGCGUAACUUCACACCGAAGUCAUAUGACAUGUAUAAGAAACCCAUGGUUACUGGAAUUAAGUCAUCUCCACAGAGUAAAAGAAGGAGAGUCCAACCAGAAAUCUUCACCGACAGAGUUGAAGUUGGUGAUGACACACCUCAAGCAGUCACCCCUAUUCGAAUCACAAAGAGUGAUGACAAGACAAAGUGGCAGGUAGAGAAAAGUACAAAUGCAGCUACUGAAGCAAUGAACUUCCUUGACCCUGACAGGAUAUCGGGAAAUCAGUACGAGCUUGUAAGCAGAGAUGAUGAAAAGCUUUGCCCCAAAAGUGUCCAACGCUGUGAGCAAUGCAGGGUGGCUUUUCAUCAGGCGGAUAAGGUUGUCGUCAAAAGUGUUAGAGUGCGGGAACGCACUGAUAAGUCAGGAAAGACAGUCAAAUAUACCGGUAAUCUUUACCUGCAUUUUCUAACCAAAUGCCUCUCUGAAUAUGACCAGAAAUUCGCCUUUUCUGCUAUAACGGUCCCCACACGCACCCUUACAUUUCUACCUGAAGGAGGAAGGGCAAUACUAGAGGCCAAGGGGUUGUAUGUGGAGAAGUAACUCGCGUGUGCACCUCAAGCAUUUUUCAGUAAGAAAUUAUUUACAAAUCAUUUCAUUAAGCUGUUUCAGUUAAACAUUUUGUAAAAGAAAAAACAAUGUUAUUACCCUUAACAUUGGGACAAGCUACUUGGCAUUAUCAAUUUUAUCUUCUUCAUAUUCGGGGGUUCGCUAGAGAAAAAAAGAGUUUAUGGUAUUUGUUUAAGAAAGACAUUGAAUUACUACAAGGAUGUGUUAGUAAGUUUUGUUCAAUUUUUGCAGCCACACAAUGUCGUAAUCUUGACAUGAAAUGAAAUAAAUGUGAAAAACACCAAAUUUUCCCUUUAGAGUUGUUGCUAUUUUCCAAAAGUUUUUAACAAAUGAGUACAUAUAUAGUGAAACUUAGAAUGAAGCAACGGUUCCAUGCCAAUCAUGCUCGGGGUAUUUAGGUUGAUGAAGAUAUUUACUUGU